Messenger RNA from Postia placenta MAD-698-R-SB12, 1014 nucleotides. RefSeq lists its product as hypothetical. The coding region runs from base 1 to 1014 and encodes 337 amino acids. The record is from RefSeq and is a predicted model, not a curated record. Lineage: Eukaryota; Fungi; Basidiomycota; Agaricomycetes; Polyporales; Adustoporiaceae. The transcript has 7 exons.
AUGAUGAGCUCGCACAGGCCCACCACCGGCGUUGUACCGCCAAAGGGCCUCUACCUUGUCCUGUGGUUGGAUCCAGUCAAGAUGGUGCAGCACUUUGACAACCCUAUUCUGCAUGCCGCCGUGGGCCAGCUGUCCCCGGGCAAAUACGUAGCCUAUGUGGCCACCAAUACUGAUUUUCCUAUGCCUGAUCGCCCAUGGCAUAGAUGCUUUGUGAGGCUCGCUGGACUGGGUAUGCCUAAGGAUGAACCUGAGCAGUUCAUCACCUCGGAUAUGUCGCAGACCCUCUCGGCCUACCAAGCCUUUUCCGUUCGCGAACUUCUACCUGCAUACGUGGGCCUACACAACUCUAAUCCGCCAGCGAAGAUCGAACCUGUUGCAUUGGCGUCUGAAGUCGCGCCAGAUACCGUUGUAGAAGCGGAUGGAGUCGUGAAAGUGGAAGAUUGGCUCAAGACGACAGAUCACAGCCAGGAACCUCUCGAAGAAUUGGCAACGGACAAUGAUAUUAGUUCUCAAGUCUCUGGUGACGAUACUCCCGACUCGCUGUCCGACGAUGAUGUCUCGCCUUCCACUCCCUAUAGCGACGACGACGCCAGCAGCAUGGAUACCGUUGACCUGCUCUUUGAGAGCCUUUUCGUCCCCGAUUUCUCGCACAUUGACGUCGAUAUCAUACCUCUAGUUGACUUUUCGUUCGACCUGACCGAGGUCAAGGAGUUCUUGGACCCGCGUGGUUUCUUAGAGGAGGUGGAGGCCAUGGCCGAAUAUCAAGGUCCAAGAAGCUGCGUGUUUGGCUCUGCCCGGAAGCUGGUGCAAGAGGCACAAGAGAUUGUCAGCCCAAGCAGUGGCUCCCCGGAUAGUCUCACGGCGGUCUCUCCGGCUGACCCCGUGGCGGUCCUUCCCAGAAACUCCGUGGUGGUCUUUGCCGGUCAUGGCAAUCCGACAACGCCAUCCGAACAGGUUCCCAGCUCGACACAUUCAACAUGGCUGGAAGUAGGUAGAGAGGAAGAUGUUAUCUAG